ACGCCAUAUCCGCCUAACUAAACCCGCGAUAGUUCAACUGCGGAGGUUAAAGUUGCCAAGAGUUAACGUUUGUGUAGUGGUUAUCAGUGGACUGUAUUUUUAAAUGUAACGUUUCUUUCGCGAAACUGUUUGACAUUCGUUUAAGAGCAGAUGGGUAGUAUAACGUCAGUCUGUAACUAUACGUUAUCAUGAUUACUGGCUGAUCUAACAAGCUUUUCUAGCUAGUGCUAGUCAGCUAAAAUAAACAAUUAAAAUGUUAGCUAACUAGGUAGCUGGCUUACUACUAACUUUUGUGUAACGAAACUGUACAUUAACGUACUGAUUAAUGUUGUCAAGGAUAUGUGCGUUGCAAAUCUUUCUAUCCGUCCGAUCUGUUCUGGUUUACGUUGACUUGCACCACGGUAACAUUAGCUAACAUUAGAAUUAAUGCUUAUUGUGCAUGUCAGUUGAUGGGCACACCGUUGAUAGACGACACACCCAUCUAAACGGGAGGGUAGAAAAAGACUUGGACUUGGCGGCUCAUGACUAUCCUGUAACUAUGUCUUCUUUAACGCCUGAGCAACAGAGAAAAAUAGAGGAAAACAGACAGCGAGCCCUGGCACGGAGAGCCGAGAGACUAGCUCAAGGCACUUGUCAACAGGAUACUGGACCGAGCAACGUGAACGCUUACAGUAAACCAAAUGCUGCACACUUUGGCCCUCGCCCCCCUCCUUCGGGCAGCAGUGUCCCAUUAUCCACAACGGGACCGUCAAUCUCGCUGUAUAACAGGCCAAUAGAGAAGUGUCAACCCAGUGCAACUACUGCGAACAAACAGGCUAAACUGAUCGACCCUCUUCCCCUUCAGACAAGCAGUUUAGGCUUCAAACCACCGCCACAUUCAGUGAACACUUCAAGCUUCAACUCUCCUCAGUCAACAAACACUUUGAGCUUCAAACCGCCACAUUCAGUGAACACUUCAAGCUUCAACUCUCCUCAGUCAACAAACACUUUGAGCUUCAAACCGCCACAUUCAGUGAACACUUCAAGCUUCAACUCUCCUCAGUCAACAAACACUUUGAGCUUCAAACCCCCACAUUCAGUGAACACUUCAAGCUUUAAUUCUCCUCAUUCAACGAACACGCCGAGCUUCAAACUGCCACAGUCAACGAACACUUCAAGCUUCAAACCGCAACCACAGUCAACAAACACUUCGAGCUUCAAACCUUCACAGCCAGCCAAGUUAGGUGAUGGCUCCUCAGGUGUACCUGUAGCUGGCUGCAGACUGGUAGCUUUUACGGUUCAGGGCCUUGUCAGGUACCCCCUGCUGCGACCGCGACCGUUACUUUCUGCUGCUGCACAGAAACAGCCGCCCAGGCCCCCGGAGCCAGCCAGUGGACCACCUGUGAAGAAGCCCGCUGUGUCAGUGAGAGGGAGAUGUGUGUCCCACACCGCAGAGCGCUUCAGGGUGGAGGUCGGCUACCAGGCACAACUCAUUGCUGUCUUCAAGAACAUUCCCUCAAAAAACUAUGAUCCCGCAACGAAGAUGUGGAACUUCGGUCUGGAGGACUACGGCCAACUGAUGGCGGAAGCUUCCGGCAUCCCGUCCGUGGCCCUGAAACCGCUGGAGGGGAUGGUGGGGCUGGAUGUUACCGUGGCGACCAGCCGGGCGCGGGACGCAGCGGCGCUGUCCGCGCUGAUGAAACUGUGCCAGGGCUGGCAGAAGCCCGGCGCCAUCGUGAAGGCCCAGUGUGUGCUCACGAGCCGCUCCCGCUUCGAGGUGGACUCGCCCUACCACGCCAACAUCAUCGCUGCCUUCAAACAGAUGCCCUCCAAAAACUACGACAUGAAGACCAGGAAAUGGAGUUUCCUGUUGGAGGAUUAUGGGAAACUCAUGGAGGUGCUGAAUGCCAUCUCCUCGGUGGAGGUGGAGCCCUUGCCCAGGGCAGUGGUGCAGGCCUUCUCCUCCCAGUUCGAGAAGAGCGUGUCCCAGGGGUCAGAGGUCGCCGAGCCCCCGGAUGCCGACCUCUCGGAGGUGGAUGCCACCCUUGUCAGCAGCCUCAUGCAGUUCCAGAGAGUGGGCGUCAAUUAUGCGGUGGCCAAAGAUGGACGCCUGCUGCUGGCCGAUGACAUGGGCCUGGGGAAGACAGUGCAGGCCAUCUGCAUCGCUGCCUACUACAGGAAGGAGUGGCCGCUGCUGGUGGUGUCCCCGUCCUCCGUGCGAUUCACAUGGGCCGAGGCCUUCCGGCGUUGGCUGCCGUCUGUGGGGGCUGACAGUGUGAAUGUGGUGGUGACGGGCAGGGACAAUCUGCGUGGGGGCCUGGUCAACAUCGUCAGCUAUGACCUCCUGAGCAGAGUGGACAAGCAGAAGCCCGCAGAACCCUUCAACGUGCUCAUCAUGGACGAGUCCCACUUCCUGAAGAACAUGAAGACUGCCCGCUGCAGAGCGGCCCUUCCCUUAUUAAAGGCAGCUAAGCGGGUGAUUCUGUUGUCGGGGACCCCUGCCAUGUCCCGCCCCUCGGAACUCUACUCGCAGAUUCUGGCGGUUAGCCCCUCGCUUUUCCCACGCUUCCAUGAUUUUGGGGCGCGCUACUGUGAUGCCAAGCAGCUUGCCUGGGGUUGGGACUACUCUGGCUCGUCUAACCUGCUGGAGCUGCGCCUGCUGCUUGGGGAGACGCUGAUGCUGCGGCGGCUCAAGAGGGAAGUGCUCUCCCAGCUGCCCGCCAAGCAGCGCAAGGUUGUCAUAGUCACCACAGACGGCAUUAACGCCCGCACCAAAGCAGCGCUCUCCUCCGCUGCCAAGAACCUCGCCAGCGGAAGCAAUAACAAGAUGAAAGAGAAAGAAGCUCUUCUGGUUUACUAUAACCACACGGCAGAGGCCAAGAUUCGGCCCAUUAUGGAGUACAUCAUGGACAUGCUGGAGUGCGGUCGGGAGAAGUUUCUGGUCUUCGCCCAUCACAAGGUGGUGCUGGACAGCGUGACCAAAGAGCUCCAGGAGAAGGGUGUGAACUACAUCCGCAUAGACGGUUCUACCCCAUCGGCGGAGCGUCAGCAGCUGUGCGAGCGGUUCCAGUUCUCCGAGAAGAGCUGUGUGGCGGUGCUCUCCAUCACCGCUGCCAACAUGGGCAUCACGCUCCACGCCGCAGACUUGGUGGUGUUUGCCGAACUCUUCUGGAACCCGGGGGUGCUGAUCCAGGCGGAGGACCGAGUGCACCGCAUCGGGCAAACCAGUAACGUGGACAUCCAUUACCUGGUGGCCAAAGGCACGGCUGACGACCACCUCUGGCCGAUGAUUCAGGAGAAGAUGAAAAUACUGGAGCAGGUGGGACUCUCUGAGGCCAAUCUCUCCGACAGAGCUGAGUGUGCCAGCUUCCACAGCAAGGAUCCUAAGCAGAAGACCAUCACAGAGAUGUUCCAGCGGUCGUUUGCGGAGGAUGACGUGGACGAGGCUGUGCUGCUGGAGGCCGUGACCGACUGGGAGGACGGAGACGAGGGGACCACGGGUCUCAAAGCUAGCGCCUUCUCCGAGAGCCCCAGCAAGAAGAGACGCAUACUUGACUACUUCGGCCGCUGAUCGGACUGCAUUUAGACCGUAUACACAACUACAUCAACCAAUGAUCUGAUUGUAUUUAGACCGUAUACACAACUACAUCAACCAAUGAUCUGCCUUCAGCCGAUCAAUCACAACGCUCUUAUGAUUUCCCUUAAAAAAAAAAAGCAUUUGCUUUGUUUGAUUAUGUUAAGGAAAGCCUUUUGCUCUGUUAAAAAUAUGAUAAUAAUUGAUGUUCAGCCUUACAUCAUGAAAGAUGGCUUAAGGCUCGUCCAUUAUUUUGUGUGCUCUGUGAGAACAUGCCUGCACAGCUUAUGACUCCUUGAUGAAUGAAUAUAAUAAAGAGUUUAUUUUAUUUUCAUGAUCA
Clupea harengus (Atlantic herring) is the source of this 3893-nucleotide messenger RNA. Its product is annotated as SWI/SNF related, matrix associated, actin dependent regulator of chromatin, subfamily a-like 1. Gene Ontology annotation, biological process: replication fork processing; DNA repair. NCBI's taxonomy places the organism in Eukaryota, Metazoa, Chordata, Actinopteri, Clupeiformes, Clupeidae. Gene Ontology annotation, cellular component: nuclear replication fork. Gene Ontology annotation, molecular function: ATP binding. The record is from RefSeq and is a predicted model, not a curated record.